AUGUCGGAUAUAAGAACAAUUACCUGCGGAGUUCCUCAAGGGACAAAUCUAGGCCCGUUGCUAUUUCUCCUUUGUAUAAAUGAUCUGCCAAAUUGCCUUGUAACAACAAGCGCCACAAUGUUUGCGGAUGAUACAAGCCUAUCAUGUAACAGACUAUCAUCCGCAGAUAUAGAGAGUAAACUGAAUCACGAUUUAGAAAUAAUUCACACAUGGUUAACCGCAAACAAGCUGACUUUAAACUGUAAAAAAGCUGAAUACAUGAUUAUUGGCUCACGACAAAAAUUAAAUUCUAUUGCACAAAUACGACAAACAUAUCAAUCACAGGCGAGCAAAUAA
Molecule: messenger RNA, 336 nt
Organism: Paramuricea clavata
Lineage: Eukaryota; Metazoa; Cnidaria; Anthozoa; Malacalcyonacea; Plexauridae
Source: the annotation of a GenBank genome assembly